UACUUCCCCGUUUUGACUUUUUAGUUUUUGUUUUGUGGACUUUGCAAGAGGUCAAGAAACAAACAUUGACUUACGUGUCUUGCUUCAAAGUCUGCUUGCAAGAGUCUGUCCUUCGUCCAUAGGUUGCUUGGCGAGCGGGAAGUAGUUACUCCAUGCCUGCCACCAAUGUGGACGGGCAGGCAGCCGGGGGGCUGCCUCCCUCGGUGUUUGAUCUGCCUCGCGAGCUGACCGUUCGUCCUCAGAUGCUGAUAACACUGGCUGGGCUGGAUGCGAAGCGCAAUGCCGACCACCGCAUCAUUGCCGACGCCUUCACGGCCAACAGGCGCUCUGACAGGCUGCCAAUAAACUUCCAGCUGCGUUCCACGGACCACGACUACCCAACUGCUUCACCCCCGCGUACGUCGUACGAGUUCUUUCAUCCGCGCGGUAUCCUGAAGACCCACUGGAUGCACAAACACAUGAACCUGGUGCCCAGUGUGUGCGUCCUGUUCUUCAACUUGGACUGGGAUACGGAGACAUGGAACGAGCGUGUGCAAGAAUGUCUGUCGAAGAUUCAGUGCAUCAGAACAUCAUUGACCGGUCGCAACACUCGCGUAGCCCUCGUGCUGCUACAGUCGAAGAAACGAUCGCCUCUGGGUGAAGAUUUGCUGGCAUCGGAACGCGCCGCACUCCUGUGCAGUGCCUGCGAGCUUUCCUCUAAACAUCUCUUCAUUUUGCCAUACGACGACCAGCAGAUGAUCAUGGCCUAUGUUCAAAGACUGGAGACUGCCUUCUUCGAGCUCUCACAGCAAUACUACCAGGGAGAAACUAAGCGUGUCAAGAGCAGGAAGGAGUUCUUGAACAAGGGCACUCAUUUAGUGCUAUUUGUGCGCCACCAGUUCAAGUGUGCCUUCUACUGUGAUAUGCGGCAAGACUUGACCCUAGCUCUGCAGCACUAUAUUAUGGCAUACAGCUACCUGACGGAGAUAACACCAAGCUUGUCCAACUCUCUGGAGCUGCGGAUGGUUGCUGGCUAUCUCAAUUACAAGAUCUGUCGCCUGUGCUUUCGCGGUGGAGCUCCGCGAGAUGCGCUGACGCAGUUCCGCAAGCACAUCGACCAGUACAAGACGUUCGUCCACUAUGAGGAGCUGCAGUUUGAGCAUUACGCCUGGCUGUCGAAGCAGUUCAGUAUAUUUGGUGACUUGUUUGACGAGGCAGUGCGCAAUUACAAUCUCGCCCCUGUAAUGGCUCAGCAUCCUGGCUUCUACUUCAAACAGGCUUCCGAUUACACCAUGGAUCGUCGGCGUGUUUCUGGCAAGGAGUGCAAGGAUGCUGCUGGAAUCUACUCCGGUGAUAUUGACUACACCAAGAUUGUCUACGUUGGUCAGCGUCCAUGGCGUGUUGGAUACAGAGAGGGUCAGUCGUGCAGCCCAGAGGAUCAGCAAGAAGGUAUAUUCCAGCUGCAGGCAUGUGAAGGGCAUACCCGAUACUCGUGGAUAAUCGUGCAAGCCCUGACCUCUGCUAUCACUCACUUCAAUAAGCAUCGCUCACCACGUAUGCGCGAAACACUCCGCCUGCAACUAGGCAAUGAGUACGUCAUGUCUGGGGACUAUGCAAAGGCGCUUUCAGUUCUUGGUCACUCCAUGGAAGAGUUUCGUCUGGCCCAGUGGUGGUCAUUCCUUGUUACCAGUCUCAAGUUUGCGCUCAGGUGUGCGUAUGCCACAGCUCAGGUUGAAGACUAUCUGACAAUCUGCAUUGAGCUGAUGGGAACACGCUACGACAGUGACAUCGAAGAGAGGUCUCGCAUUCAAGCCAACGCACAGCGCAUCCUAUCCAACGAACUCCCUGAGCCUGAGAAGGACUGCACGGAUGAUGAGAUUGCCAAGGCCAAGGAUCUCUGGAAGGCUGGAAUUGAGAAGAUGUGGCGUGAGGAUCGUAUCGUGACUCAGCCGGCUAUCACUGUUCGCGACCCGCAGACGAAUACCUUCACAGUUCUUGUUGCACAACUCGCUCCAUUCAUCCAGUGCAAAACGCAGUUUUCCAAGCCAGCGUUCUACGCCGACGAGGAGCUUGUAUUACGCAUAUACCUCAGAUCAUUUGCACCGCAGCCAGUGAAGUUUGAUCGUCUGGCAGUGACAUUUCAAGAUACAGUUUACAAGGGUCUAAGUACAAAGUCAUCGUCUGAGUCCGGUGAUGGAGGUGCAGAUGAGCUGCUCUUAGAGCCCGGUAAAGUGUUUGUUCAUACGUUUCGCUUCUUAACGCCCAUGUCACUUCUGAAGACUGCGGAGGUGCAAAGCAAUAUCACGCUCGCAUCCACGCAGCUGUACCUGGGCUCGCCAGCUUCAUCGUGCUGUGCCAUUCUGAAGUGGACAGGUGCAGGUACAGACAUGACCCUGGCACCGUUGGCUACCACCAACCGUCAGCUCGUUGACAUGUGGAGUAUGGCAUCCGGCCGUGGCUCCACACACUACGACCACUGGGACAAUGUACCCGUCUGUGCUAAUGCAGACAUUGUGAACCGAGACGGGGCACUGGCAUUGACUUUCUCUCACUCUCCGCCCGCACUGGUCAAGGAGUUCUAUCCCGUGCAGCUGACGGCUCGCAACAAGGAGAGGCACACUGUGACAGGCCUGACGCUGAAAGUCUCAUUCCGCGAACAGGAGAUGGUGGAGUCAAGUCAUCUUAGCCUAGACAAGACAUACGCAGCCGACACAAACACGGGGUCACUUGAGAUCGACAUGCCUGAUCUGAAGCCGGGUGAGGAGGCAACGCAAACCAUCUAUCUGCAGGGUCAGCAGGUGUGCAAGCGUACACUUAUCGUCUUGGCCGAGUAUGGUAUCACUAUACCUGCGGCUGUGGGAAGUGCAGGACCUGACCGCCAUCUCCUGUUUCAGAAUUGGACAUCAAUCGACGUUGCGUCAGUACACCCGUUCGAGGCCUCCAUCCGUCUCACCAGCCUUCGCAUGGAAAGCAUCGACACGGUCUGUAAGGGCGAGGAGUUCAUCUUGUCAGCGGAGAUCCGCUGUUCAUCACCCUGGCCUAUCACCAUCACCAACUCCUCAAUACAGCUGUGCCAGCCGUUCGUUCUUACUGAUGGUGACUCCUCUCCUCCUUCUCAGCUCUGCAAUGCGCAACUGGAAGGCGACAACAUUGCAAGCGAGUGUUUUGGAGUUGUAGUGCCGUCGACGUGUACGCAGAAGGGAAUCAUUCCGCUCGGACAGUUCUCUUUGCUCUGGCACAGGUCAGUGAAUGAUGAAGUGGAAUCACCAGAGGCGAUCUCAACAGUUCUGUCCUUACCCGUUGCCAUGGUGACAGAUGUACCUUUCGUCAUAACGGCAGAUUUACCAUCGCACGGUGAAGUACGUCGUUGUCUACCACUCUCAUAUACCGUGCGUAACCAGACCGCACUCAUCCAGGAGGUCGAACUGGAGAUUGAGUCAUCGGACAGCUUUAUGUACUCCGGCGAUCGAAAGAUCCACUUGAGAGUAGCAGCCAAGGAUCAGCAAGUGAUCAGUUAUGGUUUGUACCCGAAUGUGCCCGGCUAUCUGUGUAUUCCACAACUGCACGUCAAGUGGCUGCGGCAGGAGCUGGAGGAGCAGCAGAUACGCCGCUCGCUGCCCACGCACGUGUUUGUUAUGCCGAACACCAUCUAGACAUGGAGCAUGCUUGGUCGACAGUCUCAGCUUUGCUCUUGACCUACAUGUUGUUCCGCAUUUCCCGCGCGCCAAACGAGACUCUCUCUCUGUGUGUGUAUCCGGUGACAUAACCGUGGUGUCCCUGGUGGAAUCAUCACAGUGUGUACUAUCCCCCCCCCCCCCUUCUCUCCCUCUCUCUCUCUCCCCACACCUCUCCUCUUUCUCCCAUGCUGUCUUUGUUUUCAAAGAUCACAUUUACCUUGCGUCGGUAGUGUUUACGAUAUUUUUAAAUCUCCUACGCGCAAAAUUUUAAUUCUCCUUUGCUGAUGCCCUGGUGGCUAUGUUGAUAUCUACACGCUUAGCUCCUGCAGUCCUGGAUUUGAUAUGUACAUAGUGAGUAUAAUGAUUAUUAUUUUCUACCAAUGUCUGCUGCAAUGCAUCCGGGCUUUGCACCAGAAAUGUUGUAAGAAAAAUAUUCCCAUCGCUUUUUUUGUAAUGGUCCCCAAUGGUAUCUAACACUACUCUCAUAAUUAUGGCGUUUAUCCAAUUGCUAUGGAAACGUCAUUCGCUACUUUUCGCACAUAGUUAAUGUCUGCUGUGUGCGUUUGUGUAUGCGAUGAUCGUUUCCCCCAGGAAUCUGUGCUUAUGCCGGUGUGUGUGUGUGUGUGUGUGUGUGUGUGCGCGCGCGCGUGUGCGUGUGUGCGUGUGUGUGCUAUCCAUUAGUCUGCUGUACAUAGACGCGUCUGUCACUCUGUGUUCGUUUUUGUCCAGCCUAGUCUCUCUCCCUCUCUCUCUUUGCCUUCAUGUGCGCUCAUUACAUUGUUUAUACGCGCGUAGAUUGUUGUUGGCUUAGUGUAGUACAAUGGUAGUAGGCGCUCCUAUUUUUUGGGCUGUAGUUUUUGUUUUGUCUCUGUAGGUAGGCAUGCAUUGUCAUUUUCGGAAAUUGUAUACGUUUUGGAUCCUUCCUGAUAACCACAGGGCGGUGUACGAGUAUUUGCAACUGG
Molecule: messenger RNA, 4618 nt
Organism: Sycon ciliatum
Lineage: Eukaryota; Metazoa; Porifera; Calcarea; Leucosolenida; Sycettidae
Product: trafficking protein particle complex subunit 11-like
Source: RefSeq, a predicted model, not a curated record